ACGAUCAGUUGCAUCUCAUUUCAAGCCAUCCACCAUAUCCUUGAGCAGGUUUGAUCUACGCCUAAUGUGGACGACUUGACAACAAGGUUAACUCUGACGGAAAUGCGGAGAGGUCGAAAGCGUGUUGGUUUAGAAAGGCAGAUAUCGGAAAGACGGUGGAAGCGCAAAUGUCACUUUACGAUAUGGCCGGCUGGAAAGAACACCGUCUAUUGACACAAGGGCAGAUCUAAGCGCGCGACGAGGUUUUCUGCGGGGAUUCUCAACCCGAUCACCACUUCCGUGGGGUGCCCGAAGUGUUGGAACUUUAGGCAAAAUAGAUGGCCCCACGGCUCUACCACUACCUCAUGCCACUGGGAGGGCUAAGGGGAAGUAGGUAUUCGACAGACGUCGAAGGUCGUGUCCCUAACUGCGCGUGUCGCUUACGCCUUCAUAGAAUCAUACGAUUUAGCAACGAGAAGCUCGUCGCAUCUCCACCGUUAUAAGAGCGACCCACGUCUUGGAUAUAUUUACGAUGUCUUCCCCAACCUAUCGUCUCUCUCGUGCAUCAUGCCCUGGACACGGCCAGUGAAGACCUGGCAAAGCCCUUACACAACUCCUUACAAUCUUAUGAAAGACAGUACGGAUCAGCCAUCCGCCGUUAGGGAGAAGGCGCACCUGGAGUCGCUCUCCCAGCCCCAUCCACCCUUCUCAAACAACUGGACCAAGAGGAUUCUGACAAUCUAUGCACUGGUCAUCAUGACAACCCUCGUUUAUUUCAACCUUUUCCCACCCCCCGAACCCUCUGGGCACUAUGUCACUUCGAACGACACUUCCGAUCCACAUUUCGGUGACAUCCUUGAGCACCCACCUGGCGAGGUUUACGCCCACCAUCUCGACAAGCAACCCCGGCCAUGGCCUGUGUCUGAUGCCGCCGCUGGCAACGUGGCGCAAGAUUCCUCACUUGAAGCUACGGCUUCAGUUGCGCUGUCGGAUGGAAGUGAGGGGGUUUCUAGUGAAUCGGUUUUCGGAAGCCCUCGUGGCGGCUCCCGAGAUCCCGGAGUAGAUGAAACAUCCGAUCGGUUUUCUCCACUUUCGAGUCUUGGCUCGGACGACGACAACGCUAAGCGCGCUUCGGAAUCAACAUUUGCCGAUGACUCCGCACCUGGAGGCGUCCCUAACUCCAACCAGAACACGCGUCAAGCAGUCCUUGAGCGCGACUUCGAGAAGACGUUCGCACAAAUCUUCGCUGAGUCCCACGAGAAAGACGCAUUGGAGGAGUCGGAGGAGUCGACGCUCGUUUUCAAUAGAUGGGAGCUUCAGAGGAUAUGGCUAUGGGAAAUUCUGAGCGGGCACCAUCCGAGUAGCGUCAAAGUCCCCCGGCAAAUUGGGCUUCGAUCACAUCCCGCGAAUCCGGCUCUGCCACGCCCGAAGAAGGAUGCGAGUUCGCGUUAUCGCGCGUACGAAUCGAUCGUCAUGAACACUCGCGGAACUGGACCUCAGAGGAUAUACGAGCAACUUCACAGCGCGUUGGGCGUCACUUAUCCGCCACGUCCGGUGUCAGGAGGGGUUAUUGACAUGGACGUCGUUAUGGAGCACUGCGCGUAUUCGCAGGGCAAGUACGUCCGCGAUUGUCUUGAGAUGCUUCGCUCUGGCGCUGGGCUGGACGAUGGCCGGCAGCUUCGCCGUGGCAAGACCGGAGACUGGCAGUACAUCUACAGGGAGCAGGAGCAGGAGACCCCUUCGAAGCGAGUAGAUAUGCCUGCCUUGAAGUCACGAGUCGUGAAUACUGGCCUCAUUCGAAAGAAGGAUGCCGAGUGGGAAUCGCCCCUGGUACUUCCCGAACCUCUAGUAUACACACCGCACACCAACAACCAGUCUCCUUGUAACCCCGAAAAUCCUCGCAUUCUUCAUAUGUUCUGGACCGGCUCGUUCACCGACUCGCCAUACUCCUCUUUGCUAUCUUGGUUAUACACGCAGAACCUGGGUCUACACCAGCCAAGCGAUGCGUCUGCCUCUGAGAACAUCUGUCGCCCGCAGUUUUGGAUGUGGAUUAACCCAGGCCCAGCGGGAGCGCUGCCGAAUCCGUCGGCGAUGGAUGACAUGCUCGAGAGUCUACGCUCGAACCCUUGGUCGGCGCCUUUCCUACACCCCCGCUUCAACGAUAUCAUCCAGUUCAAGCUAUGGAACACGACCGAGCAGCUCGACUCUAUCCCAGAACUCCGGGACGAGUGGCGACGACACAGAGACGCUUUGCUGAACUCGAAUGGGCGCGUCAUCGACAUCAAAGCCGGUGACCAGAAGGUCGGCUCGGACUCGGCGGACUCGUACGAUCGGGGAUCUGUCGUGCUUUCGGAUAUGGUGCGCUUCAUUCUGCUACACCGGUUCGGUGGGAUAUAUGUCGACGCGGACACGAUAUUCCUCCGUGACUGGGAGGAGUUGUGGGGCUGGACGGGUGCGUUCGCGUACCGGUGGUCGCAUCUGGAGGCGUACAACACCGCCGUCCUCAGGAUGAACAAAGAGUCUGCCAUCGGAUCGUUUGUUCUUCGUACUGCGCUACGCAAUGACAUGGACUUCCACCCGAAGAAGAUUUGGCGCUAUCUCAAGGACGCGCAUCUUGAUGGCCUGCUACUCCGCGCGCCGGACGCGCUCUUUGACUCUGCCUGGCUGAACACGGAUAGGUUGCAGCUAGAUCGCCCUCCUCAGCCUUUAUUCAGGAGUUUUGCUCAGUUCUUCGAUACCCCCACCAACGCGAGCGGUGCCCCACUGACGCUUGGAUUUGAGGGUUUCUUCAGGGGCGCAUACUCGUAUCACUUCCACAACUUCUGGUGGAAACCAUUCGAUCCCGCACGGAACUGGCCUGACCUGGGCUCUCGCUUCAUGGCCGGAGAGAUCGUGGCUCGUGGUGCCGCGAACCCAGACCUCGACCCGGAUGAAUGGGACGACCUGUUGUCAGACGACAAGACGGACCUGGACUGGGCUACUGUACUCAAGCGUACUUUCGAGUCAUUCGUUCGAGGCGAGCGCCCAAAUAUGUACGGCGAGUGGAUCAGGUGGUAACCCGCGAGAUUGAGGCAAAAUACGUACGGAUUUUAGCAAUCAUACCCUACUACCAUAGUAACAACAGUAUAUAAUAUCUUACUACUUAGUACAUAGAAGCUUG
Messenger RNA from Coniophora puteana RWD-64-598 SS2, 3139 nucleotides. RefSeq lists its product as uncharacterized. Gene Ontology annotation, biological process: maturation of SSU-rRNA from tricistronic rRNA transcript (SSU-rRNA, 5.8S rRNA, LSU-rRNA). Bases 547 to 3036 code for a protein of 829 amino acids. Gene Ontology annotation, cellular component: small-subunit processome; nucleolus. The record is from RefSeq and is a predicted model, not a curated record. The transcript has 8 exons. NCBI's taxonomy places the organism in Eukaryota, Fungi, Basidiomycota, Agaricomycetes, Boletales, Coniophoraceae.